GAAUAAGACAGUACCAAAAAUCCCUCUAAAGUCUACAACUUUACAAGCCCAUUUGGAAAGUGGAAACUCUUUUAUCCCUUUUCUCUCCAAAAAAAAAGCAGUAUGAAACGAAAACGGGGUCAUCAUAAACCCCAAAACCCAAGCACAGCAACAUCACCAAACGACAUCGUUCCAAUCCCAACCACCGAACCCGGUACCACCGACCCAAACAACCCCUCAUCCUCCCCCACCAGAGGACGCGGCGGUGGGGCCCGUCCACGCAAGAACCCGCGCCCAAACAUAGCGGCUUCACCCGAACGCCGCGGCUCAAGGCACGCUGACCAAAACGGCGACUUCACCCACUCUACGACGACCAAUACAGCAGCAACAGCGAUAGCUGCUACGACGUCGGACGCGGUUGGCGUUUCGGAGCCGGUGAAGUGGGAGACGGUGGUCAAGGUGGUGCCUUCGAUGGACGCGGUGGUGAAGGUGUUUUGCGUUCACACGGAGCCGAAUUUCUCGCUGAUGUGGCAGAGGAAGAGGCAGUACAGCUCGAGUAGCAGUGGGUUUAUCAUCGGAGGAAGGAGGGUCUUGACCAAUGCGCAUUCUGUGGAGCACCAUACCCAGGUGAAGUUGAAGAAGCGGGGUUCGGAUACUAAGUACUUGGCUACUGUGUUGGCUAUUGGGACUGAAUGUGAUAUUGCGUUGUUGACAGUGAGUGAUGAUGAGUUUUGGGAAGGAGUUUCACCUGUGGAGUUUGGAGAUCUGCCUGCACUCCAAGAUGCUGUAACUGUAGUGGGCUACCCAAUUGGGGGUGACACAAUCUCUGUGACUAGUGGUGUAGUGUCACGCAUUGAGAUACUUUCUUAUGUUCAUGGAUCAACAGAACUUCUCGGACUCCAGAUAGAUGCUGCAAUAAACUCUGGAAAUUCUGGUGGGCCAGCUUUUAAUGAUAAGGGAAAGUGUGUGGGUAUUGCAUUUCAGUCUCUUAAGCAUGAAGAUGUGGAGAACAUUGGUUAUGUCAUACCAACACCAGUUAUUGAGCACUUCAUUAAAGAUUAUGAGAAGAAUGGGGCAUAUACAGGGUUCCCAAUUCUUGGAGUUGAGUGGCAGAAGAUGGAAAAUCCUGAUCUACGCAUAGCAAUGGGGAUGGAAUCUGAUCAGAAGGGUGUCCGUAUCAGAAGAAUUGAACCUACAGCUCCUGAAUCUCAGGUUCUGAAGCCAUCUGAUGUUAUCCUUAGCUUUGAUGGGAUUAAUAUUGCUAAUGACGGAACAGUUCCAUUUAGGCAAGGAGAGCGCAUUGGUUUUAGUUAUCUUGUAUCUCAGAAAUACACUGGGGAUUAUGCCUUGGUAAAAGUUCUCCGUGAUUCCAAGGUACUUGAAUUCAACAUAAAGCUCGCUACUCACAAGCGGCUCAUCCCAGCACACAUCAGGGGCAGACCUCCUUCUUAUUACAUUAUUGCUGGAUUUGUUUUCACCUCUGUAUCUGUUCCAUAUCUGCGUUCUGAGUAUGGAAAGGAUUAUGAAUUUGAUGCUCCAGUCAAACUGCUGGACAAGCAUCUGCAUGCAAUGGCUGAAUCGGUAGAUGAACAACUCGUUGUUAUUUCUCAGGUUCUUGUUGCUGACAUUAAUAUUGGGUAUGAGGAUAUCGUUAAUACUCAGGUUCAUGCUUUCAAUGGUAAACCUGUGAAGAAUCUUAAGAGCUUGGCAAGCAUGGUCGAGAGCUGCGAGGAAGAAUAUCUCAAGUUUGAACUAGAGUACCAACAGAUAGUUGUCCUACAGACCAAGACUGCCAAGGCUGCAACUUUAGAUAUUCUGGCAACACAUUGCAUACCUUCUGCCAUGUCUGAUGACCUCAAGAUUGACUCAAGAUUGUAGGGGGAAGGCACUGAAGAUUACCCUGCCUUAGCCUUAGCUAUCCUCAUAGUUCAUUGUUUGAUUGACCCCACGGAUCUGAUGCGAUUCUUAUUGUAACGUUUAAGUCUAAUUAAUGGGGUUGAGAUUUUUCAUUUAUAUUUAUAUUUAUAUUCACACCUUUUAUUUUAAUGAAUAGAACAAAGUAGGGAGGAUGUGAAGGUUGGUUUUCACUGUUCACAAACCUCUUAUGAUUUUCAGUUGUUAAUUUUAACCCCCAAGAUAGAAACUUUUCGAAAAUCUUCCAUGUAAUUUCAAAUUUGUAUCCUGGCAAAGUUAUAAGAACAGUGCAUAUCACCCCUUUUUGGUGGGUUUUUGAUUA
This is a messenger RNA of Quercus robur (English oak), 2215 nucleotides long. RefSeq names its product protease Do-like 9. The transcript is spliced from 9 exons. Gene Ontology annotation, molecular function: serine-type endopeptidase activity; protein binding. Lineage: Eukaryota; Viridiplantae; Streptophyta; Magnoliopsida; Fagales; Fagaceae. Gene Ontology annotation, biological process: proteolysis. Bases 103 to 1857 code for a protein of 584 amino acids. The record is from RefSeq and is a predicted model, not a curated record.